AUGUCCAACGGUAUCCUACGAGCAGAUGGCGCUCGCAUCGUCGACGCCAAUGGCGACGUCGUCAUCCUCCGAGGUACGUCCCUAGGCGGAUGGAUGCUCAUGGAGAACUUUAUGAACGGGUUCCCCGGCCGCGAGCACCAGAUCCGUGCUGCUCUCCUCAAGGUACUCGGCCGCGAAAAGGCAGACUUCUUCUUCGACAAGUUCCUCGAAUACUUUUUCACAGAGAAGGAUGCCGAAUUCCUCGUAUCGUUGGGCUUCAACUGUCUGCGAUUGCCUCUCAACUAUCACCAUUUCGAGGACGACAUGAAGCCCUUUGUAAUCAAGGAAGAAGGCUUCAAGCACGUGGACCGUGUUGUCGAGCUCUGCGCCAAGUAUGGGAUUUACACCAUCCUCGACAUUCACGCCCUGCCUGGCGGCCAGAACCAGGACUGGCAUUGCGACAACCCAACGGGCUACGCCGCCUUCUGGGACCACGUCCACUUCCAGGAUCGCGCAGUGAAUCUCUGGGAGCACAUCGCCAAGCGAUACCGUGGCAACCCCUGGGUCGCUGGAUACAACCCCAUGAACGAGCCCGCCGAUUCGGAGUGGACCCGUCUUCUCGCUUUUUAUGACCGCGUUGUGCCAGCGAUCCGCACGGUCGAUCCCGAGCACAUCCUAUUCAUGGAGGGAAACACCUUCAGCAUGGAUUUCACCGGCUUCGACAAAGUGUAUCCCAACUCGGUCUACGCGAUUCAUGACUACUGCGGCUUUGGCUUCCCCAACCGCAUCGGUCGAUACCAGGGACAUAAGGAGCAGGACCAGUACAUCCGCAAGAUGUAUGACCGCAAGGCGGCGUUCAUGAAGCAACAUAACGUGCCCAUCUGGAAUGGUGAGUUCGGGCCGAUUUACGAACGCAAAGAGUUCAAUCCAGACUGGGAGGUCCAUAAUGAGGAACGGUACAACGUCCUUGAUCGCCAGUUGGCCAUUUAUACUGCGGAUUCUAUCGCGUGGUCGAUCUGGUCCUACAAGGACAUCAACGUGAUGGGCAUGACGUACCUGUCCCCCGAAUCCGCCUGGCUCAAACUGCUCGGUCCCAUCAUCAAGAAGAAGCGUGACCUCGCGGUCGAUUCCUGGGCGUAUGAUGAUGCGCACCUCCAGGAAGGGCUUUUUGGCCCGCUGCACAAGUGGUUCGAGGACAACGUCCCCGAGAAGCACUCCAAGAAGUACCCCUGGCAGUGGCGUAUGCACAUGCACGUGUUCCGAGGCAUUCGCGGUAUCACCAUGGCCGAGUACAUGAUCCCCGAGUGGGCUGAGUACUUCAGGGGCAAGUCGUUCGAGGAGCUCGACGAUCUGGCGGCUAGCUGGAAGUAUGAGAACUGCAUGCAACGUGAGAAGCUGAACGAACUGUUGAGCCUCUACUCGCCGAUGCGUGCGGGGGACAAGCAGCUCGACAGUAAGGUCAUCGAGUCCGAUAAGGACGAGCAGCCGCAAGAUCUCGGCAAGGACAAGUCGGUAUCCGGCGUGGGCGUGUUUGAGCUGGCCCCGGAUGAGAAAAGGAAGGCCGCUGUGACAGAGGCGCCGAUAGCUGUAACAGCAUAG
Messenger RNA from Emericellopsis cladophorae, 1578 nucleotides. RefSeq lists its product as uncharacterized. Gene Ontology annotation, cellular component: cell surface; extracellular region. Gene Ontology annotation, biological process: glucan catabolic process. Gene Ontology annotation, molecular function: beta-glucosidase activity. The transcript has 4 exons. NCBI's taxonomy places the organism in Eukaryota, Fungi, Ascomycota, Sordariomycetes, Hypocreales, Bionectriaceae. Bases 1 to 1578 code for a protein of 525 amino acids. The record is from RefSeq and is a predicted model, not a curated record.